Ogataea philodendri is the source of this 1644-nucleotide messenger RNA. RefSeq lists its product as uncharacterized. Gene Ontology annotation, biological process: transmembrane transport; basic amino acid transport. Gene Ontology annotation, molecular function: basic amino acid transmembrane transporter activity. Gene Ontology annotation, cellular component: fungal-type vacuole membrane. The record is from RefSeq and is a predicted model, not a curated record. Lineage: Eukaryota; Fungi; Ascomycota; Pichiomycetes; Pichiales; Pichiaceae. The transcript has a single exon. The coding region runs from base 1 to 1644 and encodes 547 amino acids.
AUGCAUGGUCCCGGAACACCAACAGAACGGUCGCAGCUGCUGCCUCCGGCGCCUGUAUCGUCGACAGAGGUUGCGUUACCGGCCAAUUUGGCGAUCAUAAUCAUUUCGCUCUGGACAGGCUCGUUUUUGUCCGCUGCAGACACCACAAUCGUGUCCACCACCGCAAACACCAUUGCUUCGCUUCUGCACGACUCGAACGGGAUCGCGUGGAUCGGAACGAGUUAUCUGCUCACCAACGCGGUGUUCCAGCCGUUGACGGGGAAAAUGAGCGAGCUGUUUGGCCGUCGAAGCACGCUGCUCUUUGCCCAGUUCUGGUUCGGUCUCGGGUGUCUUCUGUGUGCCUGUUCGAAAUCUGUGACUCAAUUCACCAUGGCCCGAGCUUUGGCGGGAAUUGGCGGCGGCGGGAUCUCGGCGUUGAGCUCCAUCAUCGUCACCGACGUGGUGCCUCUUAGAAUGCGCGGAAUCUUUCAAGGAUACGCCAAUUUGAUGUACGGACUGGGCCAGUUUGUUGGCCCCGUUCUUGGUGGACUGUGUUUGGGGGUGGACGGGAAAAACGGAUGGCGAUGGAUGUUUGGUUUGCAGGUUCCGUUGGUGGUCAUUGCCGCUUUGCUGGUCUCGCGAAAUAUUCAUGAGUACACCACCGACGCCGAGGAACGGCUCAAGAACCGGUUCUCCAAAAAGAACUUUUUGAAGAUCGACAUUGGCGGAUCCAUCACGCUUUCGUUGCUGAUUACGAGCGUUUUGCUGCUCUUCACGGCUUCCUCGUCCACCCAGGCGGUUGUCUACAUUGUUGCUGCGCUCAGUUUCGGUUUGCUGUUCUACGUGGUGGAAACCAGACUUGCAACCGACCAUAUCAUCCCGCCGUUUGCUUUCAAAGGGGUGCUUCGACUGGGCGCGUUCACCGCCAUGUUUGGUUCCAUGACAAUGUACGGAACAAACUUCAUCCUCCCGAUCUACCUGCAAACCGUGCACGGGCUGGACUCUGUGCAGCUGGGACUUUUCAACGGGUUUGGAGUGUUUUUUGUUUCUUUCGGCUCGCUAUUUGCAGGCUGGCUGCUCAAACACAACGCCGACGUCAAGGACGAAGAUAUCGUUGCCAAGGCCGUGCGAACCUCGAUUCUCGGUUUCCUGGCUGUGUUUUCAGGUAGCUUUAUCUGUCUGAGCAUCUGUUUGACCGCAAAGCCGGCAUUUGCUCCCGAGGACAGAGUGCUCUGGAAGAUCGCAUUGCUCGCGGGCAGCUACUCGCUUAGCGGACUCGGCUACGGAAUGUUCCUUGUGAGUCUGCUCAUCAUGGUGGUUGGAAUAGUCGGGGCAAAACACCAGGCUCCCGUCACCGGAAUGAACUAUCUGUUCCGAUCAAUUGGGUCUGUUUCCGGCGCAGGAAUCACCUUGAACAUCUACAAAACCGUUCUCAGCACAGAGCUUUGGCACUACUUCAUUAAAAAGAAGAGACCAGACGGAGAGAAAAUCUACCAGUCGUUGAUGGACAACUUCUUCUAUGUCCGUAACGGGUUGGACCCAAAAUACACCACCAAGGUGCUCAAGAUCUACAGAGAGGCGGUGAGCGACUCGGUGACAAUGGUGUUUAUUUUUGCCGCCAUGGCGCUCACGGCAAGCAUCUCGCUCAGAUUAUAUAGAAGAUAG